CCUAUAUCACCAACCUUAAUGAUUUUCUAGUCCCUUUAAGCAACUCAAAAGCUGUAAAACCCUGAUGGCGGUGGCGGCGCCUACCACUUUCUCAUCCUCCACCACCACCUCUUCCGCCUUAUCCAAAUUCUUCAAGCCAUCAAACAAAGUUCCUGCUCUCAGCUUGGGCUUCCUUUCAUCAUCUACCCAGUCGCUUAAUCGGCUUCGCGCUUCAGCUUCUCGAGCCGGGGCUUCACCUGCAGGUUCGGUUCUCUCGGCUCGCAUGGUCUCGACUCCCACCAUUAAGCGACCUGCUUCUCUCGAUUUCGACACCUCCGUUUUCACCAAGGAGAAAAUCAACCUUUCUGGCCACGAUGAGUACAUUGUGAGAGGAGGAAGAAAUUUGUUCAAGCUGUUGCCUGAUGCAUUCAAGGGUAUCAAGCAUAUUGGGGUGAUCGGAUGGGGCUCCCAAGUAUAUUUAUCUGUUGAUUGCUCCACAAUUUUUUAUUUUUAUUGAAUUUAUUUCUUGUCCAGUCGUAUCUUUUAUCCCUCAUUGAUUUAUCUUGUGCAUUCUUUGGUUAAUUUUGUUGUGCUUAGCAAUUGAAUUAGCCACUAUUCUGUUUCGAUUGUGAAAUUUCUUAAUUAGAAUACUCAUUCAAGUGAUGGUCA
This is a messenger RNA of Olea europaea var. sylvestris, 648 nucleotides long. RefSeq names its product ketol-acid reductoisomerase, chloroplastic-like. The transcript has 2 exons. The coding region runs from base 65 to 496 and encodes 143 amino acids. The record is from RefSeq and is a predicted model, not a curated record. Lineage: Eukaryota; Viridiplantae; Streptophyta; Magnoliopsida; Lamiales; Oleaceae.